AUGUCGCGGUCCAACAAGCUCGCUCCAGAAGCAAACCGGAUCCUCUUCAUCAAAAACCUCUCCUACAACCUCGACCCGCCCUCCCUCUUCGCCCUCUUCAGCAAAUUCGGUCCGGUGCGCCAAAUCCGACAGGGCAACUCCGCCAACACCAAGGGCACCGCGUUCGUCGUCUACGACGAGGUCGCCGACGCCAAGCAAGCCUGCGACAAGCUGAACGGGUUCAAUUUCAUGAAUCGCUAUCUGGUCGUGCUCUAUCACCAGCCGGAGAAGAUGGCGAAGAGUGCGGAGAAUCUGGCGGAGAGGCAGGAGAGGUUGGAGAGGGUCAAGAGGGAGAAUGGCAUUGAUUGA
This is a messenger RNA of Endocarpon pusillum Z07020, 348 nucleotides long. RefSeq names its product Pre-mRNA branch site p14-like protein. Gene Ontology annotation, molecular function: RNA binding. The record is from RefSeq and is a predicted model, not a curated record. Gene Ontology annotation, biological process: mRNA splicing, via spliceosome. The transcript is spliced from 2 exons. Lineage: Eukaryota; Fungi; Ascomycota; Eurotiomycetes; Verrucariales; Verrucariaceae. Bases 1 to 348 code for a protein of 115 amino acids. Gene Ontology annotation, cellular component: U2 snRNP; precatalytic spliceosome; catalytic step 2 spliceosome.